Molecule: messenger RNA, 820 nt
Organism: Rubroshorea leprosula
Lineage: Eukaryota; Viridiplantae; Streptophyta; Magnoliopsida; Malvales; Dipterocarpaceae
Source: the annotation of a GenBank genome assembly
AUGGAUGUUAUAUAUAAAAAGACAUUAAUUUAGUGGUAAAUGGAAUUAUAAUGCAAUGUCUCUUGUAGCAUGGGAUGAUGUAUGUGUGCCAAGGAAAGAAGGGGGACUAGGGGUGAAGCAAUUGCUGCAUUGGAAUAAGGCAGCAUUAGGCAAAUUGGUUUGGAAUAUAUGUCAACAUCAAGAGUCGCUAUGGGUUAAGUGGGCACAGGUGGUGCUGUUGAGGGGUGAAAAUUUUUGGAAGGUUAAAAUCCCAGCGGAUUGUGCUUGGACAUGGAGGCAAGUUUUAAAACUUCGUCCUCUACUGAAAAAUAUCAUUUGGAUGCAAGUGGGAGAUGGAAGACAAGUUUCACUAUUCUAUGAUUGGUGGGCAGGUGAGUUAAGGUUUUGUGAGUUGAUCUCAAGGGAUGAGAUUGCUGUUUGGGGCCAUGACCUUACAGUUAGUAAGUGGUGGGAUGGUUUAGAUUGGACCAUUCCAGAUAGUUUUGUGAGAAGACAUCCCAUGCUUGUCCAGAUUAUUAGAUGUCAAAAACUAUCUCAACAAGUGGACAAUGCUGUAUGGAAACCUGCAAAGAAUGGUUUGUUUACUAUUUCGAGUUGCUAUGAGUUCCUAAGAGUGAAACGCCCUAAGAUAACCAAAAAGGUUGAGUGUUGAAUGGCUAUGGUUAAAGAAGACAUGUAAAGGCCGAUCGACGCAGUCAAACAAGUUGAAGGUUGCGGUAGCUGCCAUUAUAUAUAUGAUUUGGCAGGAAAGAAAUAGGAGAGUAACUCUUAGUAAGUUUUUAGUUGAAAAGGACGUAUAUAAUAAAGUAGUUAAUUUUUU